CGAAAACUUCCUUCAUAUACAGAAGCAUUCAGAAGAUCCUUCUCAUUUCUCACAAAACUAAACCAACAAUGGCGCUUCGUAAACUCUUCACGAAGCGCCUAUUCGAUGGUGCCAAAACGACGCCGCAGACUGCGGCGUCAACCGAUCACGCAAUCGUCUCGCCGUCUCUGCCUCCGCCGCAGCAAGCCAUCGUGCCACCGAACGCGUCGAAAACAAUCUUCCACCGCGAUUACCUAACCUCGCCGGAAAAUUCCUCCUCCUUCGACGGAGGAUUUUUCCGGAGGUUUUUUCUCCGGCGAGCCGUGUACCACUCCGGCACGGCGAGGCUCCUGUCCCUUCCCGUCGGCGAGAAGCUCAGGGAGAAACUCAAAGGCAUCAACAGCGCCGGAGAUCGAGAUCGCCUCCACCUCGCUCCGGUGCCGGAGGCCGGAGAUCCGGUGAUCGGAAGCGGAAUAACCGUGGCUGAAGUAAGGAAAGUUCUCAGAGCGUCGCAGAUGGAGAAGGUGAAGGCGAAGCUGAGAGACAUUGCUGAGAACUCAGUUUCGUACUCUGAGUUCGUGCGGAUCUGCGUCGAGUGUUGCCAGAAUCACGAACAAGGUGUUGAGUUUGCGAAGAUGUUGGAUGAUUCCGGAAACGUCAUCGUUUUGGGGAACGUCGUUUUUCUCCGGCCAGAGCAGGUUGCAAAAUCAAUAGAAAGCUUAAUCAAUCAAUCAAUAUCAAAGCCCAACGACCCAAAGAGGAAGGAGCUAGAACACAUGGAGAAUCAAAAGGCAAUGAUUGAUGACAAAGCAAAAGCCCAGGUUCGAGCCGAGCUUUAUUGUGGGCUAGGCUUCUUGAUAGUGCAGACUCUUGGGUUCAUGAGGCUCACUUUCUGGGAGUUGAGUUGGGACGUAAUGGAACCCAUAUGCUUCUUCGUUACUUCCAUGCACUUUGCACUUGCUUACCUUUUCUUCCUCAGAACCUCCACAGAGCCCACCUUCCAGGGCUACUUCCAUCGCCGAUUCAAGGCCAAGCAAGAGCGCCUCAUGAAGGCACACAACUUUGACAUCCAAAGGUACAACGAGCUCUGCAAGGCAUGUUGUCCUCAUCACCAUGGUAGUGCAAAAUCUGAACCUUCCUUCCACCAUUCACAAGAGACAUUUUUUGGAGUCCGUUGAAGAAUCUUGUGGGGAUCACUGUCUAAAUAUUAUCAAGUGAUCACCAUGCAGCCUGAUGAAACCUUUUUCAAAGAUAGCAAAAACUAGAGUGUAUAUUUACUAAAGUUGAUAACUGAAAUUUUUAUCAGUUUGACCGAAGUCGCUUUUCUUUACAAUAGAAAAAGAGAGUAUUAAUAAUGCCAAGGGCUUUGUGCGGUCUUGGAGAAAAAAAUCUUAAGAGGAAGAUCACAUUAGUACCACGAAGGGGACAAAACGAAACUUGUAUCAAGCGAAUAGCGAAUAGGGACAAACAAACCUCGUACACAAGAGCAAUACUACAAUACAUUUCAUGAUAAAACAAUUCAAUA
Molecule: messenger RNA, 1504 nt
Organism: Lotus japonicus
Lineage: Eukaryota; Viridiplantae; Streptophyta; Magnoliopsida; Fabales; Fabaceae
Product: calcium uniporter protein 4, mitochondrial-like
Exons: 2
Coding region: 69-1157 (362 amino acids)
Biological process (GO): mitochondrial calcium ion homeostasis; calcium import into the mitochondrion
Cellular component (GO): mitochondrial inner membrane; uniplex complex
Molecular function (GO): calcium channel activity; uniporter activity
Source: RefSeq, a predicted model, not a curated record